AUGCGUGCGUCCCAGCCCUCGCGGGUAGUCCUCCCGCGGUCUUUUGGCUCCGCCUUCUCUCCCCCACAUCUCCGGAACCCCGCCUCUCCCCGGCGCUCUCUGGGUUCUGGCUUGGCUAGUGUCCCUAGUAAACUGCGGUUUUGGAUUGGAGACCCCAUGGCUGGUUCACGUUUGCUGCUUGCAUCCCUAUGCCUUGGGAAUGAUGGAAAUUCUUUCCCGCUAAUUCUUUCCAGACCAGACGACUGUGGGAGUCGCUCCACAAUCCACAAGUCCCAGGUUCUGGAUUAUGUUCCAUGGCAGCGGUCCAAGCAGAAACUCAAGCAAUCCACUGUGCUUCCAGUCCUACAUACCAGUGGCCAUAAGAAAAGCAAAACUGAGUCUAGGAAUAGCAACCAGCCAGGAUAUUCCAAGCCCACCAUGUCGACAAGCUGGCUGAGGAAUCCGCGAGAACUGCACAAAGGGAACUUGGACUCUGGGAAGACCAAGUUCCGGCUAAUGAGGACGUUGCUCCGGAACCGGCAGAACUCACUCCAGGAGCUCCGCCACCAGGAGGAGUUUCUCACCAACCUCAAUCAGGAGAUGAUCAAGACCAUCCAGGACAUGGAGGAUAGCUCAGCCCUGAAAAUGCGAGGGAUGCUGCAGCAGCAGGAAAUCUUUGGGACCAUCAUCAACAUCUUGGGGUACUCAAACAAGAAGAAGCUGCAGAAGAUGACGUGUGAACUGCAGGAUUGGAAGGAGAAGGAGGAAUCCAAGAUGAGCUACCUGAAGCAGCAGGUGGAGCAGCUGAAUGCCAAGAUCAAGAAGAUCCAAGGGGAAGUGAACUUCUUGAGCACUUACAUGGACCAUGAGUAUCCUGUCAAGUCGGUCCAGAUUGCCAGCCUUGAGCGCCAGCUGCAGCAGGUGAAGAACAACCGGCAGGAUGAGUUGGAUGACUUUAAUGAGAUGCGCAAAAUGGUCCUGGAGUCUUUGUCUAAUCAGAUUCGGAUGAAGAGAGCAAAGCUCCUGAGCUCUCUGGUGGCGAAAACCCAGCAACCCAGGCAGGAGGUUCUUCUGCAGAAGUCCUGGGAAAACCAGAUCAUGGCGAAAUGCACAGACAAGUUCCGAGAAUUUGUCGACCAGUAUGAGGAGGAAAUACCCACAUUGAGGGCCGAGGUGGAACAGCUCCAGGUCCAGAUCCAGGAACCCCGAGAGGUCGUGUUUGCAGACGUUCUCCUUCAGAGACCCAAGUGCACCCCAGACAUGGAUGUCACCCUCAACAUCCCUGUGGAAGAGCUGCUACCCUUCUAGAUGGCAGGGCCAUGGCCGCCCUUCCUCCCUGCCCUCCUCCCCACAGCGGGAGCCUUGAGUCCAAGGUCUUCCAA
This is a messenger RNA of Molossus molossus (Pallas's mastiff bat), 1361 nucleotides long. RefSeq names its product chromosome unknown C20orf96 homolog (gene CUNH20orf96). NCBI's taxonomy places the organism in Eukaryota, Metazoa, Chordata, Mammalia, Chiroptera, Molossidae. The record is from RefSeq and is a predicted model, not a curated record.